Spodoptera litura is the source of this 1495-nucleotide messenger RNA. RefSeq lists its product as uncharacterized. The record is from RefSeq and is a predicted model, not a curated record. Lineage: Eukaryota; Metazoa; Arthropoda; Insecta; Lepidoptera; Noctuidae.
CACCGCCGAACCAUGCACAUCCAUUAAAAAAACGAAGUACCUUAGAAGUUGAAAAGUGAAACUGAAGGACUAUUAUAGACCACCGAUUUUUUUUGUUUUAAUUCUAAUUCAGUGGUUUGGCCAUGGUGUCGAGAGGGGUGUUGUUGUCAUGUCAUGGGGUGGUCUGGUUGGGCGCAGUCGCGCUUGCGUUGUGGGCGGGCGGCGCGCGCGCAGCCUUGCGCUACGACACCGCUACGCCGUACACGCCGCCCUACAACAAGUACAGAUACAUACCGCUACAUGUUGAUGAGAUUCCCGAGGCAUCUCUGUCGUCCCCCGCGGAGGAGGAGUCGUCCAGUAGGAUGCCGAUCUCGGAGUUCAUCCUGACAGCUCUGCGGACUGCGCUGGACGUAGUCAGGAAUGUCAACAAGCAACGAGCCAUCGCAGCCGCCACCAGUGCCACCACCAACAGUACCACAGCCGUCGCAGUACGAAGAAACAGGACGAAGCCGAAAAAUGGGACAGUCGGAACUGGUCGAGGAUUCGAAGACUAUUAUGAUGAAGACCACCACCACCAUUACGAGGAACCCACCACUACUCCUAAACCUAUGAAGCAAAAAGCCAGGUACACCGACCCCUGGGCUGGAUACUACGACUGGAUCAUCAACGAGGGUUCUUUUAAGUUCUGGAGUGUCUUCCAGCUGUUCACGGCAGCUCUGCUUCUGUACGCGUGUCUGUCCGCCAUCUACUACGCGAAGUUCAACCCGAUUUUACCUGAUUACGACAGGGAAUACGACGACUACUUCCUCGAGCGUACCGUAGGAAGAAACGCGAGGAGUUUAGACUCUUUAGAACCACACGAAUUACCUUCAGGACACAGUUGGAUAAAUCCUAGAACUUUCCAAUUCAUACUGGACGCCAUAUCAAAACACUACGAAGAAGAAUAGAGAAGAAACGAAACGUUAGCGAUUAUUAGUUACGUAGUAAGUCAUAAAUUGAUACGGGGUAACGACGAUUUAAAUAGUAUAUUUUUCUUUAUUAAUGUAAUGGAAAGUCGAUUUGGGAUAAGGAUAGAAUAUGCUGGCAAAUGUGUUCAGCAUUUGUUAGAGUCGCUGCCAUACUGAAUAUCCUUGUUACCCUGAAUUGAAUUAUGUGAGAAUUUGACUGAAACAUGCUCAAAUAAGGGUCCUGAAAUAUCACCCUAAUCUAGAAAUAGGUAGCCCUGACUUGACUGAACUUAAAUCCUAAGUUCUCAUUGAGUCGGGUCUUUGCUUCGGUUAAAAUUUAUUUAUACUUAGUUCGUAAGGUACAUUAUGCUCAAUUUUAGUUCCUAGAAACUUCGAAAUAAACUAGCAAUAUAACAAAGGAAGUUUUAUUAGUAAGUUUUGAAAGUGUUUUAUUGUAAAAGUACGCGCGGAUAGCGUAAAAUUGUGUUAUACGAGGGUCUAAGGGAGCCACCAUGUUUAUGUGUUGUAACGCUCGCACUGUGCGAGAAUAAACGUUCAGUGAAACCUCU